This is a messenger RNA of Nasonia vitripennis (jewel wasp), 2922 nucleotides long. Its product is annotated as protein FAM32A-like. Gene Ontology annotation, cellular component: nucleolus. Lineage: Eukaryota; Metazoa; Arthropoda; Insecta; Hymenoptera; Pteromalidae. Bases 2352 to 2693 code for a protein of 113 amino acids. The record is from RefSeq and is a predicted model, not a curated record. The transcript is spliced from 5 exons.
AUCGAUUUCUCGCUCGAUCGGGAUAGUUCGUUCGCUCCUAUAUACGUUAUGUACGCGAGUUUUCGGGCGAUGAAUUUUUUCGCGCCGACUUUUUACUUUUUUUCUACCUCGCUGCUCGCGGACCGAUGGGGCGCAUUUGUUUUUAAAAUUCGCAUCGAAGUUCACGUGACAUAGAAGCCGCGUCGAUUGCAUAAUGAAUCUUACAUAAAAUGAAUGAUGAUUAAAUUUUAUUUCGGCGCGGCGUUACACGGUUCGUUGUGCGGAAACGGUAAAAUGUUUUUCUUUUUUCUUCGCUGCCCUGCGUUACGAAACAUCGAGAACUGCAUUGUUCUGCUACAGUUCGUAUGUGCAUACGAGUGAAGACGAAGAGUAUGUAACGAAGAUUCUAGCAUUUUGUAAAUAGAAGAAGUGGUCGAUCGAGCACAGUAUAUAGUAUAGAAUAAUGCAAAAGAAUCGACGAACUACUAGCCUAUCUCCCUUCUAUCGUGUACGAAAGAAGCGGAGAAAAAAGGAGCAACGAAGCGUGGACUGCCAAUUAAUAUUACGGGGCCCGGGAGCCACACGUCGUCGCUUACGCGCUCAAUGACCCGCGUAUACCCGCCGCAAAACUCGUAACCGCGCGCAUAAUUGAAAGUACCGCGCUACGUCGCGGCAACACAAGUGCGCCAGCUUUCCUCGGCAGUGUACGAACCGCGUAUUGCAAAAUUUCAGCUUUACGAGCUGACGAUUUUCGUUGUACUCUGAGAAAAUUAUUCGAUUAUACGCCUAUAUGUGCAGUGCAGUCGGGGGCGUUUUUUAUUCGAAAUUUCGGUCACAGACACGAUCUUCGCGAUUAUCACGAUUCCAAGCAUCAGCGAGACAAGUAUAUAACGAACGAACAAACAAACAAACUCGCGUAACGACCCAUUGUGUCGAUUAACGGCUGUACAGAUUAGCAACUUCGAAAAAGAUCAGCACCGGUAUAUAAGCUGGCAUUCCCCAUCAACGGUUGUGUUUUUGUUUUCCUCCGGUACAUCCAUACUCCCGCGCAGUGUGCGAGCGCAUCGUAUAGUAAUAUCGCGGCUACUGGUCGCCCACGGCGACGCAGACUAGUUAAUAUUCCCGCGACAACACGAUUCGCACGGCUCCUCCCCAUUGACGAUUCGACGCCGAGUCAAUUUUAUUAGCCGUUUCUUCGCCGAAUGACAAUAGCUCGCUCGAUAAGUGGACGACGUGUUGCAUAAUUUCGUUUAUGCGCGCGCGAGGGGAUUAAAGUCGGAUCGGCGAUUUCUAUUGCUCACCUAGAUUGCCGUGCGUUUUGAAGACGAAAGAAUUGGACAUUUUUGGAUUGUCGUGAGAUCGACGCUGUUUUUAGAAGCUUCCAUUAACUUUUGAAAACAAAAAAAAACUAUUAUCCGUCAUGCAUACAGAAAAACGCGGAAAAGUACGACACGCUUUGACAGAUCACAACGCGCGGUGUUACAGAAGGAAGCGAACACCGGCGGAGCCGGAAAGUCUCGGUCCUCGGCUUUCUUGGCUUCUUCUAGCACAUACGACGUUACCCCGACAUCUCCUUUUGCCGGCAAUACUUCGUCCACUACUGGCUUACUACACACUCUCGGCGCCGAUCCGUCUCAAUCGAAAGCGAAAAGCUCAUGGCAUCGCAGUGUCUCGUGCGAUUUCGUUCCGUUUCUCUCCAGUGCGUGCGCACCGAGUGUAGUUUCGUCAAGCCAUACCGAUCGACUCCCUUUUCUCCUCUAAUCGUCGACGGAUUCUAGCCCACUGCACUGCAGCGGAGCAGCAGCGAAGCCGCGUGUAUUAGCCAACGAAAGGCUCGCCGAAAUAUUCUAAUUGCAUUUGCGUUUUGCACGACUGACUAUGCUGCUGCGCGCGCGUAUCUGUAUCGAAGAUUUGGCAAGCCUGCAGCGUUUGUAUCGGGAUCAAGGAUAUCGGCUUUUAGAGAUGCAGGAGUAGUAUAUACCCGCGAAAUUCCUCGUUUGGGACUUUCGAAACGGUCUUGAGGGAGAAAUUAGCAAAUUGGCAGGUGCAGGCUUGCGGAUAUCGUCUACGUUACAGCGACUUGCAGGAGACAAAGUACAUCCCCCUGCAGACGAAGAACACGGUAAUUCCCAACGACAAUAUAGCUCAUGGCAUUCAUUACCAACUUUAAAAUUCGAAUUUCGCGCCUUUCAAGCGCCAUUGAUCGAUCGAUAAGAAGAUGGCAGCACCUGACUGGUAUGUUAUUCUGGCAGUUUCUCGGCUAACCUUUCGAACGUCACUCGAUCGUUGACAGCAGACAGUUCUUGUCUCUAACCCAAGCACCUAACUCUCACUGUUUGUUGUUUAAAUACAUUUUAUCAAGAAUCUGCGCAAUGCCACCAGCAAACGAAGACGAUCCUUACACCGCUGUAGCCAAAGGACCACUCAAAAUAAAAGGAUUAGAGCCGUCUAGUAAAAAGAAAAAGAAGAAGAACAAGGAAAUCAAAAAGCUCGUGGAAGUAGCAAAGGUCGUUGAAGAAGAGGCGCCAGCUUCUACAGAGAUCAAGAGGACAAAGGCAGAAUUAGCAUUCCAAAAGAUGAAGGAGAAAACACAAAAUGAACGUAUAAAACAGAAAGCAUCGAAGACACAUAAACAACGGGUGGAGGAAUUCAAUCGACAUCUAGAUAGUUUGACAGAACACUUCGAUAUUCCCAAAGUCAGUUGGACCAAAUGAGCUACUUCUUUGUUCAUGGACUGUCUUUCUAAAGGGACUAUUAUUCUAUGGCAAAUAUUAAUUAUUUUAAUAUCUAAAAUAUUGACUGCUAAGGAUAAGGGAGAAAAUCAUUGUUAUCAUCUAAAUAUAAUAAAAUUGAUUUAUUUCUUCAGAUCAUUAUAAUGUAAUGUAGAUAAGAUGUAAACAUAUUUAAAAAAAUACAAAUCUGUACAUUAAGACACUAUCAUAA